UAAUAAUAAUAAAACGCGGAAUGGAAGAACCAGAAGCAGUUCUUCGUCUUCCUCCUUCGCACAUCGUCACGAAUCUUACAACAAUUCUGCUCAUAAUCAGGUAAUACAGCACGCUUAUUUCAACAGGCAUGCAGCUGUAGGCUGCCGCGGUAGAUGGACUGUGUUUUCUGUGAGAUGUUUGUCCAUAGAUGUCUGUUUUGGUGUUCCGACUCCAUUUUGACACCGUUUACCAAAUUGGAAAGUAGAUGUGACCUUCGUUUUAUAUAAGGAUUUUUGGAAUUUCUGAUUUUUCGAUGCUUGUUGCUGCAGUAAACUGGAUUUUUAAUUUUGGCUUUUAAUAUAUUGCCUGUCUGUGCGUAAUUCAAUUGAUUCAAUUGAAGGACCUAUGGAGAAUUUCGCGGCCGAAUAAGAUACUGUAUAUAAUUUGACUAUCAUAUAGUUCUCGAUGAAAGGCUUCUGCAGAGUGACCGUGUUUUGAUUGGAAUCUCCUGUUGUUGGUGGAGUUUUUGGAUAGAAUUUUACUUUCAGAUUGGCUAGGAAUCAUCAGUUCUUAAAGUAUAUUUGGGGGAAAAAAACUGUUGAACUAUUGUAGGAUCGAACCACUACAAUUGCUUUCUUCAGAAACCAUGGAUGAUGGGGAGCUUGAGCUCUCAGACCAACAGUUGAUUCUGAAUUCAGAAUCUUCAAGUAGUAUUCAACCAACACUCUCAUCAGAUUUAUUUCUCGACGGAUUGUUGAGAACUGCACAAACAUGCACGCACACUCACACCUGCAAUCCACCGGGACCAGACGCCACACACACCCACACAUGUUACCAUACCCACACUCAUGUGAUCCCUUCCAAUGAAGAUAUUGCCGGGACACAGGAUGGGAAAAAAACUCCGGUUUCGAAGCCUCAGAGGCCGGCCGGGAAUAGGGAAGCCGUUAGGAAGUAUCGGGAGAAGAAGAGGGCCCAAACAGCUUAUUUAGAGGAGGAAGUAAAGAAACUGAGAAUGGUGAACAGGGAGCUGAUGAGAAAGUUACAGAAACAGACGGUUCUCGAAGAAGAAGCUUCGAGGCUCAGAGCUCUCCUCCUCCAUCUUAAAGAAAAGAUUGACGAUGAACUGACUGAUUUCCCCUUCCAAAAACAGUGUAGUAUUAAUACUGUAAAUGCUUUCAGGGAGGACGAAUGUAGGGUUCCUCCACAGGUGAAUGGCGCAGAUUGUAGCCUCCCCGGCGCACCAAUUCUAUCCAACAGUGUAGAUGGAUAUGGAAACCUGUUUCCUGUUCGGGAUCAUCCUGGAAGUUUGAGCUAUGUAGAAAAUGCUGGGAAAUGCUUGCAGGACUCGGCUCCCCCAGAGUGAAGGUAUGCUUUAUGCUUUCCUAAUGGAUGAUGUUAGAUAAUAAUGCCGUACAUGAAAUUAUACGUGAUAUGUCUAUAUAUUUACACACAUAUAUAGGUACAUACAUGCAUAUAUAUAUAUAUGUGAUAGUGUAUAUAAAGGAAAGGGAUUUAGCUAUUUGAGGUAUAUACGAUCUUUUGCUGUGAUUAAUUGCACCUAAUUGCAUGCCUUGUGUGUAGUUUACGUCUGUUGUUAGCUCAAUCGUUUUGUGUUGAGAUUAUAAUCUUGAAUUUAAAUAACUUCCUUUGGUGAUGUGUCGAGCAUUUAAACUUUAAGAAUCAUCAUCGAUCACAACUGUCAAUUCCUUUCUUCUUUACCUUACUUUAAUAAGAAAUCGGUGUUAGAUGUAAUAUUUAGAACGGAAAAUAGAUGUUGUAGAUAUUGUUUAUAGGGAAGGUUUUUUAGAAAAUGUUAAUUGUAUUGUACAUGGAUAAAAUUACAAAAAACAGAUUUGGCCGUGAAUGGUUGGGUUCGUCUCGGUGAGUUUAUUUACAUUAUCUAUCUUUAAAUUUUAGCAUAGCAUAUUAGAUAAACAUAGCUUGUUAGUCAUUUGGUAAAAUAAAUCAAAUUUAGGGUCUAAGGUACACUUUUUGUUUCAAUAAUGUUGGAAUCGACUGUAGUUAUUCUUGGAGCUCUCUAAAGUAAAUCCUAUAUGACAAACUCGACCAAGAAUGGUUGGUAGGGUUUGAAUCCUAUAGAACCUUUUAUGGUACAUUUUUGAGUCAGGUUUGUUUUAGGGUGGAUGUGCAACAAAUAAGGUUGUGUUUUUUAUUGAAAGUUUUAUUUUUGGUAAUAUAUAUAUAUAUAUAUAUUAGGUACAUAGUGUCUGCUUUAGCUGAUUUGAUUAUAGCAAGACCAAUUCAUCAAAUUCUGAAAGUGAAUUGAAUUGAAUUCAUGCAAUGGUUUUUCUACUACUUAUUUCUACAAAUGACAAAUAACUUUGUGGUUUGUGAGAUAGUGAAAGAGUGCAGUCUAUCUUUAAACAAAUUAUGGAAGGCAUUUUUUAAUUUUAGGGUCUCUAUGAUAUGAAAUACUGAAAGAUAUGUGAAAUGAUAUCAUUUCAGAAUUAAGUAUUAGUAUAUUUUUAUUAAUAUGUUCCUAACUAGUUUUAUACACAAAUGUUGUUUAAG
This is a messenger RNA of Andrographis paniculata, 2512 nucleotides long. RefSeq names its product basic leucine zipper 19-like. Gene Ontology annotation, biological process: regulation of transcription by RNA polymerase II; DNA-templated transcription. Gene Ontology annotation, molecular function: RNA polymerase II cis-regulatory region sequence-specific DNA binding; DNA-binding transcription factor activity, RNA polymerase II-specific. The record is from RefSeq and is a predicted model, not a curated record. Lineage: Eukaryota; Viridiplantae; Streptophyta; Magnoliopsida; Lamiales; Acanthaceae. Bases 627 to 1343 code for a protein of 238 amino acids. The transcript has a single exon.